Oryzias latipes (Japanese medaka) is the source of this 4484-nucleotide messenger RNA. It is a transcript of the gene pax7a, whose product is annotated as paired box 7a. Gene Ontology annotation, molecular function: RNA polymerase II cis-regulatory region sequence-specific DNA binding; DNA-binding transcription factor activity, RNA polymerase II-specific. Gene Ontology annotation, biological process: anatomical structure development; regulation of transcription by RNA polymerase II. The record is from RefSeq and is a predicted model, not a curated record. Lineage: Eukaryota; Metazoa; Chordata; Actinopteri; Beloniformes; Adrianichthyidae.
UCCUCCUACGACAUGCACGAAAGUUGGCCACUUAAACUACUUCCAGCAAGCCACCAGACAUUAUACUGAACCCAAACUAGAACGAGGGGGAAGAGAAACACCAGCGCUCUCAAUUUAGGUGCCACUCCUCCAUUUCCAAACCUAAUUUGUUGCAACAUUUUUCUUUAUUUUGUGGCACAUUCAUCACGUCAGGGGAGAGGAUCAGUUUUAUUCCCCCCUCCGGUGGAAGGAGAGCUUGUCAAGAUCACCCGCCUGGGAUUAGGAUUUGACAGCAGCGGCGCAUCUUGUUGAGCGUUUUGAAUACAUUCCUUUUUUUUCUAUUUCACUUUGUUGGGGUUGUUCAUCGUUUCUCUGGUUGGGCUGGGGGUCUGGGGAGCUUGGACUUUCUCAGAGCUGAAGGCUCGAUCAGUGUCCAGUUGGGUGUUUUUGCCUGGGUGGCUAGAUGAUGGCUACUCUGCCCGGAACUGUGCCUCGGAUGGUGCGCCCUGCGCCAGGCCAGAAUUACCCAAGAACCGGUUUCCCCCUAGAAGUGUCUACCCCUCUGGGCCAGGGUAGGGUGAAUCAGCUUGGAGGAGUGUUCAUCAACGGGAGGCCCUUGCCAAAUCACAUCCGACACAAGAUAGUGGAGAUGGCCCACCACGGAAUCCGACCCUGCGUGAUCUCGCGGCAACUGCGAGUUUCUCACGGUUGUGUGUCCAAGAUCCUCUGUCGGUACCAGGAGACCGGAUCCAUCCGUCCGGGAGCCAUCGGAGGCAGUAAACCCAGGCAGGUGGCAACUCCUGAUGUGGAGAAGCGGAUCGAAGAGUACAAGAGAGAAAACCCUGGCAUGUUCAGCUGGGAGAUCCGGGAUAAGCUGCUGAAGGACGGUGUGUGCGACAGAAGCACAGUUCCUUCAGUGAGCUCCAUCAGCCGCGUUUUGAGGGCCCGAUUUGGCAAAAAAGAUGACGAGGAUGACUGUGAUAAGAAGGAUGAAGAUGGAGAAAAGAAAACAAAGCAUAGCAUCGAUGGCAUCCUCGGUGAUAAAUGUAGCCGCACAGAUGACGGUUCAGAUGUGGAUUCGGAGCCCGAUUUGCCCCUGAAGAGGAAGCAGAGGCGCAGCCGCACCACCUUCACUGCGGAGCAACUAGAGGAGCUGGAGAAAGCUUUUGAAAGGACACAUUAUCCUGACAUCUACACCAGAGAGGAGCUGGCUCAGAGGACAAAACUCACGGAGGCCAGAGUACAGGUGUGGUUCAGCAACAGAAGGGCUCGGUGGCGUAAGCAGGCUGGAGCCAAUCAGCUAGCAGCUUUCAACCACCUUCUUCCUGGAGGGUUUCCACCAACAGGGAUGCCAACUUUACCCACAUACCAGCUGCCGGAGUCCAGCUACCCCAGCACCACCCUGUCGCAGGAGGGCAGCAGCACUCUCCACAGACCCCAACCACUGCCUCCCUCCUCCAUGCAUCAGGGAGGCCUGAGUGCUGACAGCAGCUCUGCGUAUGGCCUGUCAUCAAAUCGCCACAGUUUCUCCAGCUACUCUGAUACUUUCAUGAGCCCCUCAGCAUCGAGCAACCACAUGAAUCCAGUUGGCAACGGGCUCUCCCCACAGGUGAUGAGUAUCCUGAGUAAUCCCAGCGCAGUACCGUCUCAGCCGCAGCACGAUUUCUCCAUAUCCCCCCUGCACAGCAGCCUGGAAAGCUCCAACCCCAUCUCAGCCAGCUGCAGCCAACGCUCUGACAGCAUCAAAAGUGUGGACAGCCUGGCUUCCUCUCAGUCAUAUUGCCCCCCCACCUACAGCGCCACCAGCUACGGCGUGGACCCUGUCACUGCAGGCUACCAGUACAGUCAGUACGGCCAGACUGCUGUCGACUACCUGGCUAAGAAUGUGAGCUUGUCCACCCAGAGGAGGAUGAAGCUUGGGGACCACUCGGCGGUGCUGGGGCUCCUACAGGUGGAGACGGGACAGGCCUACUAGAACCUGCUCCGAACCCACACCGAUUUCUUUCUUUUUCACUCUAUGCCACCAGCUUCACGCUCCAUCAAGUCUGAACUCCAGUGUCCCUCUGCUGCUCAUUCUCCAGCUUGGCCAUUUCCUCAGAGAAAGUGACAAAGUUACAUGGGGCGGGGGGUCGCUUUGGGGAAUGGAAGUCAAACCUGUUUGAAGUAACAGGUGGCUUUCUCCAUGUUUUUCUCAAAUAUAUUUGUGCCCCUGUCCAAUGAACCCCCCCCCCCCCCCAAACCCUGUUUAUUUUUCUCAAGGGGGCAGAGACAAUUCCAAGGGUGGAGGGCCUGCUCUCCGCCGUUCCAUUGGUGCAGCUCAGCACACAUUUGACCUUCCACAACAUGUACUUUACCUUGCUGUUCAUGGUAGUUAACAAAGCCAAUAUCACUUGAGAGACUCUAAUUCUUGUUCCUUUUUUGAUAUUGUUAAGAUUCUCCUUGCUGUUAUAUGAUUAUGGUGAAUUCUGUUGUUCUUCAAUUCCAUUUGUAUCUUUUUUCUCUGUUAGGUGUUGGUGUGUAAAAGCACGCUGGGUGACAGACAGUCUCUGAGUGUCUAUCACCCGCGUAUGUUUGUGUGUGUCGGCACAGGAGUGGAUGAUCGUUUUCCAAGCUGCUCUUCCCCGAGCUCGAAGCGAUUUGACCUUCCCACUUUCAUAUUUCUCUUGACAUUCCUAGAGGACUUGGCCACUCUGUGGGAAGUCUGGCUCGGAUGGAUUCAGCAGGGAAUUUAAGCGAGGGUUUUGGCGACCAAUAGCUUUCCCGUUUUAACCUCCUUCCCAUCCUUAGCCGUCGUCCACGGGGAGAAGGCAUUGUUUGCAAAAACAGGAUUGGGGAAAUUAAUGUAUUUUGAAAUAUGGACCUUGCCAAGGAGGGCUAACUCAACUCCACCUCCGCCCCCAUUCCUUCCAAAUCCCAUCUGCUAGGGAAAUCCUGGGUGACUUAAACAGUGUAAAGCAGAUUAAAUCACACAAAUAUAAUGUCAAAGCUAAUUCACAAUGACCCUCUCUAUUGCUAAUGUCCCUUUUUUACUUCCUCAUUUAUUUAACCUUUUUUUUCUUUUAACGUCUUCACUUGGUUUCUACUUUCUGACUAAAUAGGCAUUCCUUCAAUACAUUCCUAGGGCUGUGUCUGCAAAAACACUAUGAGCAUUCCAGAAUUUUCUGUCACAAGAUUAAAAAGUAGACAAGCUGUGCCAUUUACACGCGCUGUGGAAAAUCUCAUAAUCCAGUCAGUUGUGAAAGGCCACAGGUAAAAACCACUGAUUGUCCCCCCCACUUCAUUUUGGACCGGAGCCCUGUCUAAUCCUCUACUUAAAGUACUGAAUUAUACAAAAAAAAACACACAAAAAAAGACAGAGAAAAAGAAAAAAUGCAUUAAUAGUGAAUAUGAAGCAUUUGUGUAGUACUCAUAGUUAACUUUUGACAUGAUCUGGGACCAGCUGUUCCCUUGAAGUAUUUUUUCCCCUUUCUUUCAGAUAAUUUUUUUUAAUUGACAUCAUUGUGAUGAUGUAUGCAGACUUUUGGCAGAAUCUGGUUCUCUUUCACCUCUAAAAACAUAAUAAUGUACAGUAGCUGGAGGAGAUUGUGUAUUGUUUGUUUAAAAAGCUAUGUUUUACACUAAAACAGAAAGUACAUUUAGUGAGAGGUAAGCGUGGGAUCUGUGGAAGUAAACGUUUUUAUUUUAACUUCUUUCACUAGCUUCUUUUAAUGUUGAUUUUGUUUGAAUUGUAUUUAAUUGCUUCACCUGUUUCAGCCAAAAGUGCGGUUUCUGUUUUUCUGCCCUUUGCGAAAACAACUUUGUAUAAAUUAGUAAAAUCUUAUUUCCACGGGAACCUUUCCAAGCCGAAAGGAAAAUGGAGGCUUGGUGUCUUCAGAUGGACUCUCCGGACCACUCUGUAUAUUUUAAAGGCGGUGAGAAACAGUCUCAUCUCUUAUUGAACUUGGACCACGUGGGUUGGUGCUCUAAAUGGACCAAGGAGGAAAUUCUUCGGCGUGUGCCGUUAGGGUUGGGCCAAGCAUGACUGUGACAACAGCUUCUCCUGCACCAGAAAACCAAGCAGAGUCACAUAUGAGUGGUGGACCAAUGAGACUUCAAGAGAACAAAGGAAAGCUGAUUCUGCACUGAACUGCAGCUGCUGCAGCUGCUCCGCUUAGAUGCCUCUCUCGUGUAUAUUUUAAAAGGACAAAUUUUAGAAUUGUCUUUAGUGUAUCAAAACCAUUUCUAACACUUGCUUCAACAAACAUUUGGAUAUUUAAGGUAUACAGCUCCUUGCCCCUCCUCUUGUCUGUUUGAUCCCUAACCCGUUUAGUUGCUUUCUGCCAUCUGUGCUUUCCUUUCCUCCUUUUUCAGUUCCGCAUGUGUGUAUAUUAUCAUGGUAUAAUUUAUUCUGCUGUAUGAAGUAUUAGAGUAGUGGGAAACUUGUAUUGGUAUUUACUACCUUCAGCCUGUUGGUGUGUUUACUGUAACACUGGCGUAACUGUUAUCAAUUAAAGAUCCAAAACUGA